Messenger RNA from Puntigrus tetrazona (Sumatra barb), 2907 nucleotides. It is a transcript of the gene znf395a, whose product is annotated as zinc finger protein 395a. Bases 519 to 1814 code for a protein of 431 amino acids. Gene Ontology annotation, molecular function: RNA polymerase II cis-regulatory region sequence-specific DNA binding; DNA-binding transcription factor activity. The record is from RefSeq and is a predicted model, not a curated record. Gene Ontology annotation, biological process: regulation of transcription by RNA polymerase II. The transcript is spliced from 10 exons. Gene Ontology annotation, cellular component: nucleus. NCBI's taxonomy places the organism in Eukaryota, Metazoa, Chordata, Actinopteri, Cypriniformes, Cyprinidae.
CGCGGCACCGGAUUGCGCCGGAACGGCUCAACUCUGCGCGAACGGACGCAAUGCGGAGUAAAACUAAAACAAACAGAAACUCGCCUCGUGCGUUUUAAGUCAAAUGAACAUCGUGGGUAAGAAUAUACCGCUUUAACAGCGGCGUUCUCGCGGCCUCGCCGCUUUAUCGAACACGUACGGUUACGCGCAACCGUGAGAAAUCCACGCCGGGUUUUUGAAUGCCUGAACACAAGCCGUUCUGGGCUCUGAAAAAGGACAUUUUCAAGUUACAGCCGGUCAGAGCGAGCCUUGUGGAAAGGGGGUGUGUUGAAAAUUGGCAAAGGUACGUGCGCAGCUUUCAUUGAAAGUUUUUCUUCUGUUUAAAUGCAUCCGCGUCCUAUGCUUGCUCCGAAUGCUUCUCGGUCAAGUCCGCGUUGUUUGCCGCCACCGAGCUUCCUGUUCAUUUGAAUAGUUCUGCUGAAUCUCCAUCAGGAGUUCUUCAAAGCAGUUGAGAAGACAAAAGGUGCUAAGAACAGAAAAUGGUACCGAAAACCAGACUUGGGAAACGGUCCCCGCUGGGCACCCUGGUGUGUGGUUCCUCAGCGGAGGGCCUGGCAGAAACGGGACCCCACGGAUGCCCAGACAAUGGGCUUCACAGAAGCAAGCUUUACCCGGGACAGAAGGUGUAUGUGCACUGCGGAGGACAAGAAUGCGGAGGUGUGGUCGAACAGCAUAACCACGUGGACAAUGAAGUGUCUAUCUUCCUACCGCAGCUCAACCAGCAUGUUCAUCGCAAGCUGGAAGACGUGUGGACGAGCCCCACUUCCAGCUCUACCUUCUCAGUCUCCUCGUCCAUUGAUGUGCCAAGAAGGAGUCCAGAGACGGUGGACAUGGAUGAGAUUAUGGCUGCAAUGGUGCUUACAAGUCUGUCGUGCAGUCCAGUCAUCCAACACUCGGCUCUGGGGAGUGCAACACAAGCUUUGUGUGGGAUAGAAAAUGGUGGUAGCGAGCUGUCUGAUGGUGGAUAUUGGAGUUGCGACCAUGGAAACGGAAGCCCCGCCCCAUCCCCGCCAAUCGCAGAGAUUGACAAGAGCGCCCCUCUCGUUGACGAAGGCCUGGACAUGGAACUGGACCAAAUGUUGUUCAACGAGCCAACUCCAAGAAAACGCAAAAAUUCAGUAAAAGUUGCAUAUCGGUGCUUGUGGCCAAAUUGUGGAAAAAUACUGACCACAGUAGUGGGCAUCAAACGUCACAUUCGAAAUUCUCAUCUUGGACAAAGUGAUGAGCACUCCCAAAGGGAAGAAGACUUCUACUACACUGAAGUCUAUCAGGACUUGGAACAGACCACUCCCUCUGGUGGCCAUCAGCCUUCCUGCACUUCUCCAUCCAGUCCCAGCCGGCUCACACCCCCACCUCCCUCCACCCCAGACAUGCUCCAACCCAGCCCUCUCAGCCAGUCCGCCCCGGGCAGCUUCUGGCAGGUCCAUUCUGAGCACUCUUACCAGGCUCCUCCACCCGUUCAGGUUGUGACUCAGAGCAAACCGGUGUCUGUUCCCGUGCCCUGUCAUUGGACUCCAUCCCUCACAGUUCACCAGAGCAAACAGGGCUCGCCAUUCCGCCGUCGUUCAGUUAGUGUUGGUGAACAGUGGCUCCAAAAUAACAAUGCCACCUUCAGGCCACAUCCUGCCAGUGUUUCACCUCCAAGAAACCAUUGCACUUCAAGGAGGAUUCGGGGCGAAGCCAAGAAGUGCCGGAAGGUGUACGGCAUCGAACACCGAGACCAGUGGUGCACCGCCUGCCGCUGGAAAAAGGCCUGUCAGAGAUUCCUCGACUGAACCCUUCUUUAGAUUGAUGGAAACAGAACACUAACCUUACAGAGACCCACAAGAGGGCAUCUUACCAGGAAAUAUGGUUGGAAGAAACCAAAAGAGCACCUUCGUGACUUAAAAACUUUUUCUACUUUUUAAUCGCAAUUUCCGUGUUUUUUUGAAAUGUGCUAAGGAACCAUGUUGGUGCUGGAAGAAUAAAGCAAAAAGGACAGCCUCUGCCCCACAAUCUCCUGCAGUCUUCCUACUUCUUAUUUCAAGAACCGAUGAAGUCUGAUGUGUUUUUUUUGUUUUUGUUUUUACAAGCAGCAAACAGCCAUAUACGACAGCAGCAGCCAUAUACUUUUUGUUUAGUGUGACGUAAACAUUGUCGUCGUCAGACACAGAUGGAAAGUUUACUUACCAUUCCGACUUAAUCGCUCAUAUGAGAGGUCUUUACCGUGGUCCAUUGCUUUCAGGGGCAUAAUUGGCAGCUUAUGGUUAAUUGUAGAUAAAACAAGAACGCUGAAUAAAUGUUUUAAUAGCAUAUAACAUUUAUGUUCAUGUAUGCCAUGUUUACUCGUUGAGAUGCAGUUUUAUUUUCUUUGAUUUUUCCGGUGCAAAAUUUUGUAAAACAAACUUUUGAAAAGGAAAAAGGAGGAAAAAAAGGAUUUUGUAUUACGAUUUUUGAUAUCUGCGGUGUGUUAAAUCGUAUGUCAUUAUCAGUAUAUUUCUGUCACAGGUUAUACUUCUGUGGACUGAGAUGAUUCACUUUUCUGUCACAUGAAUAUUAAGGAAUUAUCUGUGUAAACAUGCAUGAUCUGAUACAGUUAUUAGUUUACUUUUGAGCUUUUGCCCCAGUCUGCUCUCUGGCUGUCCGUCGGUUUAAACUGUUUUCUUGCCAAAGAGAAUCUCAGCAAGAAAAUGCAUCAUACACAUCUCAAAAUAAUGUGAAAUUUAAUCCGUUGACCAUUUGAGAAAGUUGUAACCAACCGUUUGGUUCACACUGGGUCCAAAUAUUUUCUUACUUUGUAUAACAAUUCUAUACGUCGACUUUUUAUGUGUAGCUCAACAUCUUUUGCAAAGCUUGACGCUUUGACAACAUAAAACUGAAUGUACCUUA